Rhizopus microsporus ATCC 52813 is the source of this 201-nucleotide messenger RNA. RefSeq lists its product as uncharacterized. The annotation marks the transcript as partial. Gene Ontology annotation, cellular component: nucleus. The transcript has a single exon. Gene Ontology annotation, molecular function: copper ion binding; DNA-binding transcription factor activity, RNA polymerase II-specific; RNA polymerase II cis-regulatory region sequence-specific DNA binding. Lineage: Eukaryota; Fungi; Mucoromycota; Mucoromycetes; Mucorales; Rhizopodaceae. Gene Ontology annotation, biological process: intracellular copper ion homeostasis; positive regulation of transcription by RNA polymerase II; intracellular iron ion homeostasis. The record is from RefSeq and is a predicted model, not a curated record.
UCUUGUAUAAGAGGACAUCGGGUUAAAAAAUGCAACCAUACAGAUAAACAGCUAUUUCCUGUUCUUAAAAGAGGCAGACAAAUUUCACAGUGCACUCAUUGUCGAGAUUUAAGGAAAACAAAACAGAUCCACAUUAAGUGUACUUGUGCAGUCUCUAGCGGUAAUGUACAUAAAAAAAAAAGUCUGAUAUUCUAUUGCUAA